AUGAGGGGCAGGGUGGGCCUGAGGAGGAGGACUCUGCUGCUCGUGGGGACAUUUCUGGGACUGUUGGUUCUCUGGUCUCUUCUGACGCCCAAACCCAGCCACAAAAACCCUUUUGGAGAAUGGGUAAGUAACAACAGCUAACCAGUGGUGAUUUAAAUUUAAAACCAAAGGCUUGAGAUUAAUGUUUGAUAAUAAUCUUAAAUUAUGACAUUUAUGCACCAAUUAAAAGGGGCACCAACACCUUAAAUAGCAGGAAAAUACUAGAAAAACAAAAGUUUAAUUCAGAAAUCAAACAAUAAAAUCAGUUUUAAAAUUAAUUUUUAAAUCUUAAGCUGGAAUUCUCAUUUGAGGGACUCCGCUUCUGGAAGAGCACUAACAGACAGGAUCUGUUUAAUAUAGGAUCAGUAAUGUUACAACAUACAUGCAAUGUACGAUAAGAUAAUAGGGAUAAAUCAUGAUAGAUAAAUAAUAAUAAUAAUAAUAAUAAUAAUAAUAAUAUAAUAUUAUUAUUAUUAUUAUUAUCAUUAUAAUGAUGAUGGAUAAAUAAUGAUAAUAGUAAUAAUAAUAAUAGUAGUGAUAAAUAAUAAUAAUAAUAAUAAAAAUAAUAAUAAUAAUAAUAAUAAUAAUAAUUAUUAUUAUUAUUAUUAUUAUUAUUAUGGAUAAAUACUGAUAAUAGUAAUAAUAAUAAUAGUAGGGAUAAAUAAUAAUAAUAAUAAUAAUGAUAACAAUGAGUAACAGAGGAAGAAGAAGAAGGAAAAACAAAAAUGAGGUGAUGUUAAAGCUAUAGUGCUUAACUUCUACGUGUCUGUAAAUAUCUGUUUCACCCAAGCCACUAUGAGAAGAGAUGCUGAAACACUGAUUAAGCCGUUUGGCUCCUCUAACACCUUGCUGUAUUUUUCAGUAUUUGUUCUUUUUGUAUUUUGUGACACUCCCGCGCUGACUCACAGGAAAUUAUGCGUAGUAUGCUGUACGUCAUAUUGAGGUGCCAGCCCUAUUGUUGUAAUUACGCAGAAAUCCUCUAGGGGAUGAUUAAAGUAAAAGUAAUGCACUACAGUUUUAAAGAGAGAAGAAAUGAGAAACAUAACCCUGGAACUACUUUAUAGAAACAUGUUGUUUCUUACCUCCCUCUCGUCUCUCAGGAGGAUGCUGCCCUGCCCAGAGCUGACCCUGUAGACCACUUUAAGCCUGUGGUGCCUUGGCCUCAUGUGGAAGGGGUGGAGGUUGACCUGCACGCCAUCAGACUCAAACGUCGUAAGACCCCAUCGUGAGCAUCCUUUAUGAACCUACUAAGCUCUGACACUAAAAUCCUGAUCCAAAAUCUUGGUUUUGGUUUUAUCUCUCCAACAGACCCUGAAAACCCCCCAAAACCAGAUCAGCAGCCCAACCAGAAGCAGGUGAUCCAGCAGCAGUACAUGACGUUCAAGCCCCACACUCAUGCCUACACAGACCCGGUGCUGAAGAAAGGUAUCCUGGGAAACUUUGAGCCCAAGCAACCAGAGCUCCCUGGGGUCGCUGGUGGUCCUGGAGAGGAAGCCAAACCUUUUGUACUGGGUCCAGAGUACAAAGAUGCUGUGCAGGCCUCCAUUAAAGAGUUUGGCUUCAACAUGGUGGCCAGCGACAUGAUUUCUCUGGACAGAAGCAUCAAUGACAUCCGCCACGAAGAGUGAGUCAAACCGUUGACACUGUAAAUGCAUCGCUUUGCUGAGUUUUAACUGCAGUCAGGGUUUACUCAAUGAAUAGACAUCUGCAUAAAGGUCAGCUCACAAUCUGGUCUAGAUCAAACAUUUACACUGAACACUAAUCUCCUUGGUGCCAAGUCACUAUAGUCAGCAUUUAGAUUUCCUGAACUCACUGAAUAAAUCAAAAAUGAUCAAGACAGUGUGCCUGCCGACCUCCACUGUCAGGACCCUUGGUUGCAGACCUCCACUGUGAGGAUCUGCUCCACAAAAGACCAGAAGUUGAUUCGAAGCAUUCCCAAUUAAAAGCGAUUACACCUGGAAGUACGCUAAUAUUAUUAAGGUGUUAAAACAUAGAUAGAUAGAUAGAUAGAUAGAUAGAUAGAUAGAUAGAUAGAUAGAUAGAUAGAUAGAUAGAUAGAUAGAUAGAUAGAUAGAUAGAUAGAUAGAUAGAUAGAUAGAUAGAUAGAUUUUAAAUUAGUGCCAAUUGAAUGUUGUUGAUUGUGUUGAUUCAAGCUUCUGGCAGUAAAAAAAAAAAAAAAAAAACCUAGAGCAAACACACGUGAACACAUCCUCCAGAUAGUGAUGCCAAACAUCUGACAGAGCAAACAAAGAAUGUAGGUGUGUCUGGUUCUGACUCAUAGUAGAGGCUGUCUAUUUUAAUUUCUUUGAAGGAACCUUCUCAAAAGGAUAUAUAAAGUUGUAUCUAAUCUAACCAAUCUGACAGACUCCGAUAACUUCUGUUAAUACCCAGCAAUAACAUUAGAUCUGGAUGAUAUACAUAACAUGUGACCAGCUUUAAGAGUGAGUGUAUCCAAACUGAUCAUCUAUGACGGCUGUCUGUCUGUAUGAAUGUGUGGGUUAAUGAUAAUUAUCAUAACGCAUCAGAUUAUAUAGCACUUUUUAUCAGUUACCUUAAUGCGCUUGACACUGGAUACAUCAUUCAUUUCGCUCACACAGUCACACCCUGGUGGCGGUAAACUACCUUAGUAUUCACAGCUGCCCUGGGGCAGACUGACAAAAACAUGGCUGCCAAUUUGUUGUGCACUUUGAGAUUUGUUUUUAAAUGUAAAGUGCGUUACAAAUAAAAUCUAUUAUUAUUAUUAUUAUAAUUUGUGCCCACGGCCACUCCGACCAUCAUCAAACAUCACUCACAAUCACACACCAGUGGAGCAAGGCGAGUUAAGUGUCUUGCCCAAGGACAACAGACAGACUAGGGAUGAGAUGGAAAUUAAACCGUCAACCUUCCAGUUAUUAGAUGACUGCUCUACCUCCUGAGCUACUGCCAACCAGUUGGAGAGUGAUAUGUCACACCUGUCUGAAUGUGACUGACCUGCUGUGUCUCACCUGUCCAGGUGUAAGUACUGGGAGUAUGACGACAGGCUGCUGACCUCCAGCGUGGUGAUUGUGUUCCAUAAUGAAGGCUGGUCUACAUUGGUAAGGACAGUCCACAGUGUGAUCAAGAGAACCCCCAUGAGGUACCUGGCUGAGAUCGUCAUGAUUGAUGACUUCAGCAACAAAGGUCAGAGGUCACUCCUAAAAAAUAGGAAAAGAAACCCUGGUUCCAAAAAAUUUUAGAUGCUGUAUGAAAUGAUAAAUGAAAACUAAUAUCUAAUACUAAUACUUUUUUGGUUGUUUUUUUUUCUCGAAAAACUUUUUCCAGUCAUGUUACUGACAUCAAAUUUAGAAUGAACAGAUUUUUUUCAUCAAACAAUAUAUGUCAAUUUCAAAAUAGAUAUGUGGUCCUUGCACUAUUUUCAGUUUAAUAUAGACUAAAUGAUUUAAAACCAUCAAAUUCCAAUUUUUGUCAACAGUUUUAACGCAGUGUCACACUAACAUCUGACUUAGCCAGCAGAGGACCAACUGCUAAUAAUGACGAAUUUAUUCUUGUACAAUAUGAAGCUUACAUGAAUAUUGUGUGUGUGUGUGUGUGUGUGUGUGUGUGUGUGCAGUCGACCUGAAGGAGCGUCUGGAGGACUACAUCAAACAGUGGAACGGUCUGGUGAAACUGUUCAGGAAUGAGAAGAGAGAAGGACUGAUCCAGGCCAGGAGCAUUGGUGCCAAGAAGGCCACUAAAGGGCAGGUAACUGAUCAUUUCACUGACACACACCUGGAUCUUUCAUGUCACUGAUGGGAAACACUGUCACUAUACGCCAGUGACCCUGUGUGAACCCCAGUGACAUAAAAGAUGGGCAAGAUGAUGUACAGUUUGUCGCCUAACCUCAAACCUAAGUUUACUAGUCAACCUUAACUCUAGAUUUUACACUGUAACAGACACCAUCACACACAGGACACACAAAUCAGAUGUUUGUGUUUUGUUGUUCUCAAGGUGUUGAUCUAUCUGGAUGCUCAUUGUGAGGUUGGAACCAACUGGUACCCUCCUCUGGUUGCUCCCAUAUCAAAGAACAGGUAACACACACACACACACGCUCACACACACACACACACACACACAGUGUAAAUCCUCAAAUAUAGGCCAGGGUAUAACUUGUAUUUACUGCCGCAGGUACCAGGCCUUUAUAUGAGGCAGGUUUUAUUAGAGGCCUACCCUUAUGUCAAAUUCUCCCAGUGUGUGGGAAUUAUAACUUCAUAUAUUAUACAGAGUGAGGGUCUGAUCCACUAAAAAAUGUAACCCUAAAAGCCCCUCAAAGUCCCUCAGAAGACCCAAUUAAUACAUCACAGAGGGCUUAGUUUAAACCUGACAGAAAGUCCAGUCUUCACCCAACCAAGGACCCAGUUUGAACUGUCCGCUAUGGUUGUGAUUUAACCCCACAGAGAGUUUAGUUUAAACAUUGCACUAUGGUUCCUGUUUAAAUCCAGCAAAACUCAAAUGUAACCCUACAAAGCCCCAAGCAAUAACCUCCUAUAGUAAGCCUUUCUAAACUGCACCCAAGGCCCAGUUUUAACCCCUCAGAUGGUCUUGUUUAAACACAUGAGAAGGCCCAGUUUAUACUCAGAUAACUGUGUGUUUGUGUCUGUGAGUUUGUUUCUCUACAUUUUUGGGGUUAUUGCCUGUGUCUGUGUGUACAGGACAGUGUGCACAGUGCCUCUCAUUCCUCUUCUUUUCGUGUCUCCAUCUCCACCCUUCUGUCCACCCACCCCAUGUCUCUGUGCUUUCACUGGCACUGCUGUCUGUGGCUGCCUGUGUCUGUCCUGCAUUUACACCACCCCCACACCCUCCAUCCCCAUGUAUUCUGUUUGUAUGGCCCCUCCCUACUUUGUCAGAACGGUGUGUACAGUGCCUCUGAUUGACAUCAUCGAUGGCCAUACAUAUACCAUCACCACCCAGGGUGCAGGAGACAAGGACAACUUCGCUAGAGGUGCCUGGGACUGGAACAUGCGCUGGAGCAGAAUCCCUCUGGGAGAGAGGGAAAAAAGACAGAGACAGACUCGCACUGAGCCAUAUAGGUACACAAAACAACACUCCCCUGACCGCUGUGGGUGGGGUCAACAUAGAGACAAAACUUUACUGAUGCACAUGGACAGUGUCAGUGUAAAGGUUUGUCAUUGUAAAUAGAAUGGAAUUCAACUAAAAAAUAAAAAAAAAACCUCAUUUAGUAAAUAAAGUUACAAAAAGGGAAAAAAAAGGAGCAACCGACAAUUUAAGACCAUUGAGGAAUUAAAAUGACUAAGUUCACAUUUAUAGUAACAGGGCUCAAGUGUAGAAGUGUAAUGUGAGGUUGAAAAUAUAAAAAGUAACAGUAACAUAGUGUAAAAUGAGGGUACUAUUGGUAAAGUAACAGUAUCAUAGUUGGAAGUAGUUGCACCAUCAGGAAAAAUAUCAGUAAGGUAGUGCAUGGCAAUCGACGAGUAGUGUGACAUACCAAAACCAGAGUAAGUAGCAAAACAUAAAACAAAAAAUCUUACUUACCGGGUGUAAAUUAACAGUACUGUCUCAGAAAAAUUCAUAACUAUAGAGUGUAAAGGAAAAAAUAUAUAAUGUUAAGUAAAUGUUCUUUGGUUUAAAGUAAUGGUUGAACAUGUACAAUAACAUAACUAUGGUGUAAGGUAAUAGUUCUACAGUGUAAAACUGUAUUUGUACUGCAUUAAGUUACAGUUCCAUGGUAUAAAUGAUCAUAACCUUGGUAAUAAGUUAUGGUUCUGUGAUGUAUAAAACAGGUCAUUUAAUCUAAUGUAACAGUACCAUAGCUUAAAGUAACAGUAAAAUUUGAAAGUAGCAAUGCCAUGGUGUUCAGUGACACAUCUAAAAACAAUGUUUAAGGUAUCAUUACUUAAAGAUAAAGUAGGAAUUCUGCUAAUAAAUUACACUGCAGUGAAAAGUUACAUGACCAUGAGUUUUAUUCAAGAUAUUUAUUAAAAGGUUAAAGUUAGAGUUCUAUAAUGUAAAGUUACAGUUUUACCAUCAACACUUACAGUUCUAUAGUGCAAAGUUGCAAAUCUAUGAUGAACAUUUCUUUAAUGGAAAGUUACAGUUCUGCUGUAAACAGUUACACUUCUAUGAGGUUAAGUUACAGUUCUUUAAUGCAAAGUAAAAGUUCUAUGAUGUUAAGUUGCAAUUCCUUGAUUUUAAGUUACAGUUCAUGAAUGCAAAGUUACAUUUAAUUCCUGUAAAGUUGAGGUGCUUUAAUGCAAAGUAACAGUUCUACCUAACAGAACAGUGAUGAACAUUAUCCUGUCAAUCAACCUGCUGAUGAUGUGUUGAUGUGAUGUGUUGACAGAUACCUGUGCUGUGUUUACUCCUGUGUGUGUUUUUGUGCGCCUGCAGGUCUCCGGCCAUGGCAGGGGGUCUGUUUGCUAUAGAAAGAGACUUCUUCUUUGAGUUGGGUCUAUAUGAUCCAGGACUGCAGAUCUGGGGAGGAGAAAACUUUGAAAUAUCCUACAAGGUACGCACAGAGUACUGCACUAUUACUAUACUUUGAUAGUUAAAGGUUUCAGAGUAUUACUCUCAUAAUAUUAUUUAAUCUGUGUGUAGAUCUGGCAGUGUGGUGGUCAGCUGCUCUUCGUGCCGUGCUCUAGGGUGGGUCACGUCUACAGGCUGGAGGGCUGGCAGGGAAAUCCUCCUCCUGCACAUGUGGGAUCCUCCCCCACCCUAAAGGUAGAGCUGCUCACACUUGCACACAUCUGCAGAGGGAAGUAAAGAUUAGCAGGAAAAGGAAGAGAAGAUCAAUGCAAAAACAUCUUCUGUAUUAUUUUAUAGAUUGUAAAAAUGCAUUUGGUGGGCUGUUCUACAGAUUCAUGUGUAGACUGCACUUCUGUGCAAGAUGGCGAGAGGUCACUGUCUAUGUCCACUAGGUAGCACUAGAGUUGAGUACAAUAAUAAUGGAGGAUGACUUACAAUUUACUUAGUACCCUGUACCUCUACAUCACAUAUGUCAGAGUCAAGGCCCGCGGGCCACAUCCGGCCCGCGAGAAGGUUUUUUACGGCCCCUGGGAUUAUCUUGAUUUAUUAUUAGAACCGGCCCGCAGACCGCAGCAAGCCGGCAGCCCGCAGAUCUUUUACACGCACCAAUACUACAUUUCCCACAAUGCAACGGUGACGCACCGAGCAGUAGGCUGCUUCAUUUCAAUAUUUAUUAGCACAGCAGUCGUCAGCAUAACAGUUAAAUUAACUUUCAGAUACCCAUCAAAAAUGGCAAAACGGAAGGUGGACACUGAGAACCGGGGGUUUCAAACAAGGUGGGAGUCGGAGUAUACGUUCACGGAGGUAGCUGGAAAACCUGUGUGUCUUCUGUGUGGAGAAAGUGUGGCGGUACUGAAAGAGUGUAAUCUGAGACAUUAUGAAACGAAACACGCGGACAAAAACAAAUAAAUACCGAAUAUGAAUAAUACCGGUUUCUUUCAUUUAAUGUUCAUGUUAUGGGGAUUUUUAUAUAAAGGAAAUUUGUCUUUUGUGUCUGUUGAAAAUUAAAGAUUACUGACAGAGCCAUAAGAAAAUAUUGCUUUGUUUAUCUGAUCAUAUUGGAAUAUAUUUGUUAGGUUUUCAGUAGGUUCAAUUAGGUUCACUAGACUAUAUGCGUCAUUUAAAAAAAUUUCAAUGAACAUUCGAUCAGUCCGGCCCUCGGCUUGUAGCUAAAUUUUUUAUUUGGCCCUCCGUCCAUUUGACUUUGACACCCCUGCUCUACAUGAAGCUGUGACACUGAAUAUUUGCACUUAUAUAAAUGUGUCCAGGCAAAUAGAGCUGUGAUAUUUAUGCAACAUAAGGAUUCACAGAACUGAACGUCUCAGUUUAGGAGACACAUGUAAAUAAAAAGUGGUUCUUUAGCACAAACACAUGAUCUGUAGAUGUUUCUGCCCUUAUGUGAAGUCAGUGUUUGGCCUGCAAAGAAAAAUUUUAAGUGUAAAGGAUGUCUCAUAGCCAGCAGGUGGCAUUAUAACUACAGUUAAAUAUUGUUUGUUAAUUCACACAGACAUGGACUUUUCCAAGAGGGAGGCAGAGCCAUGCUCCAACCCCAAAACACCCAUCAUUCCAUCAACGUUUCAUCUUUUACAAACUGAUCAAGCCUUAAGGUUGAUAAAACAUUAAGUGUUUAACAGUUAAAGUGUGAACCCUGCCAAUGACAGAAAUGAGCCCUGAUUUGAAUGUAGACCCAAAUAGUGGAAAGAGGUUGAGAGUGCGUGGGACUGAUGUGUAAACCUGUUCAGAUUAUUUGUAACAGGAUUCCCCCCUGUGGCCCCUUCCCUGUUUAUCAUUCACUGCUCUCUCUCUCUUGUUCCCGGCUCUAUCCACUGUCCUUUCCUCUGUCAAUAAAGACCAGAAAGACCCCAAAAGGAAUCGUACAGAGUAAAUUUACUCAGUUUUUAUUUGCAUAUGAAGGUUAAUAAUCGUUGGGCAUGUUUAUCCACUCAGAAAUGAGGUUCAUUUGGCACCUCAGUUUUAUAAGCUCAAAGGCAGGCUCUUUCUGCACUGUUGGCUCUGAAAGUAGCAUUAAAAAAAGUGAAAGGAUUAUAGAUGAGGUGAUCAGAAUGUUUAAAACUGUGUUUAUAAUCCUGCAUGUUUGUUUGAUCAGAACUAUGUGCGAGUGGUGGAGGUGUGGUGGGACGAAUACAAGGACUAUUUCUACGCCAGUCGUCCUGAGACUCUCACACUGGCCUAUGGAGACAUCAGUGAGCUCAAACGCUUCAGGUAACCCACAGUCAUUGAUUCUAGACAGAUUUAUUCUGUAUUCUGUCUGAGUCACACUUUUGAACACCUUUGAAAACCUGUCAUCACUCUGAGGACCCUCCCUGAAGAGUCACUGUGUUCAGAUUAUCUCAGACUAACAGACUGCGUGAUGGUAGUUCAGCUACAACACUCCAUGUAGAUCAUUGAGUCCAGAUCCUGUCAGUGUCUGAUAAUUCAGCUGUACAGGGCUGUGUUGACUUUUUGGGCUAGCAGCAACUAUUUUCUAUUCAAACUGAAUGCAGCUCAGCGUUCUUGUACUGGAUGUCUUCGGCGCAAAAAACACCCUCAGUGCCUCAGUUUUUCUUGACCACUGACCAAUCAGAAUCAAGAGGGGUGGGACUUCUAAUGUCUUUGACAAUAACAGUGGCAGAAUCUGAGUGCCAAAACACACGUGUGAUUGCAAGAGAAGAGCGAGAGAGAAGAGGUUCCUGUAUGUUGGGUCAGUCUCCACUAUCCUCUACUAUCAAGAUAGUAGAGGUUGAUAACAUUGUGAGGAUCUGUUGAGAUAAGCAGACCCUCUCACUCCCUUUACUUCAGCUGAACUCUUGUUUUUACGGUUAAUCCCCCAUUUUCCACUCAAAUGAAUCUCUGCUGGUCUGUUGUUGACAUGCUCCAUUGGGGUAUCUCAGUGCUGAUUGGUUAUCAUGGUUUGAACAGCGGGUUAGCGGGUCAGCUGAUUGUAUUUGAUCUGUCGGUUUCUCUGUCUGCAGGGAGAAGCAUCGCUGCAAGAGCUUCAAGUGGUUCAUGGAGGAGAUUGCUUAUGACAUCCCUCUGCACUAUCCUCUUCCUUCUAAGAAUGUGGAGUGGGGGGAGGUAGGGGUACACACAGACACAAACAGACACACACACACACACAUACCUUCUCUGUCUAUCAGUGUUUGUCGUCAUGCUGUGUCCUUAUUCAUGCUGUGUGAUACUGUGACUCUACAGAUCCGAGGCUAUGAGACCAGUUACUGUAUCGACAGUAUGGGACACACUGAUGGGGGAACUGUGGAGAUUGGACCCUGCCACAGGAUGGGGGGCAACCAGGUACUGACCCACAGGGAGCUGCUGGUCAACAAUCUGUCUUUAGAUAACCAUGAUCAUCAAUAAUCAGGUCUAACAGCAGGCUAAACCCUAGGCAAGAGCCAACUGUUACUGACUAAAAACAGCUUACUCAUUUUAAGUGUGUGUGUGUGUGUGUGUGUGUAUUUGUGUAAAGUUGUUCCGUAUCAAUGAAGAUAACCAGCUGAUACAGAAUAAUAAGUGUCUGGCCAAAGGAGCGAAUAACACGGUGAUCAUCACACACUGUAACCACAAGCAACACACUGAGUGGAAGUAUUUUAAGGUAUGUGACACACACGCGCACACACACACACACGCACACACACACACACAUACACACACACACACACACACACACACACACACACACACACACACACACACACACACACACACACACACACACACAUUGAUUUCUUAACAGUAACUGUAUGUUUUUGUCUGCGUGUUCAGGAUCUGCAUCGGUUCACUCAUGUGCCAACAGGUAAAUAUUAAACGUUGAACACCUGGUUGUGUUGUGUGGUUGUGUUGAGAUUUGGCUGAAUGGUAUCUUAGCUAAGAGUAUCUAAGAGUAUUGUUGUCAUGUAGGUUUGUGUGUCUCUAUGAUGAUGGUACCAUGAAGCACAGUAACUGGGAUGGUGCUGAAUAUCUCUGUAGUUUUCACAAUAUGUAGAAUUGAUGCUUUUGGAGUUGAACUCCACACUGUACGCCUCUAUGGAAGUUGCUGACUGUUUAGUCAUGUUGCUGUGUCGUUGUGUUGCACUGAGAUAAUGUGACUAGCUGUCCAGCAGUGUUUCUGCAUGUCUCUAAAGGGGGGUUACUGUGCAUAUUUGUAGAAAUGUAAUUCUUGAGUUGAUACAUGUAUGAUCUUGUUAUGAUGCUCUUUAUCUGUCGAGCACUAAUACUUUAUCGAUCCCCAAUGUGAAAUUCCUUUGUCUGGAGUCUUAUCGUUUAUAGAAUUGUAAAGUCUGAUGGCUGUGGGUACAAAAGAGUUUUAGAGUCUCUGUCCUGCAAUGAAGAGGAGUCAUCCACCACCAUUUGAUCCAAAGGGUGAGGUGGAUAAUUGAUGUUUUUAAUAGCCUCCACCUUCCUCAGUGUUCAUCGCUCCAACACAUCCUCCACUGAGUCCAACUUGAUUCCAACCACAAAGCCAGCUUUUUUCACCAGUUUGUUUAGACUUUAUUAGUGUGGCUGUGUAGGGUAAGGGACAAUCACAGGUUUACACUAAGGUAGACCAACAACGCAACCUCGGGACUUUCACCCAAAGAGUUUCACAUAGUUCUAACAAUAUACUGUAAGGCUAACACAGGUUCAAAAAUUCUACAAGCAAGACAGAUGUGGUUAAAAAACAAAUUAGUUGUUUUUGAACCACGUCAAUUAUUGCUUUUGUUGGGCAGAGAGUUUUUUUUUAUCUCCAUUCUCUAGCCUUCAGCUUUGCCUUCACCUUUGCACCAGCACUGCAACUACAAUUACACCUCUUGAUGUGUCUGUGUAUAUUUGUAGUAAUGUAUCUGUGCAUUCUUGUAGUAAUGUAUCUGUGUAUCUUUGUUGUGACGUAGGCCUAACUGUGUAUCUUUGAGGUAACGUAUCUGUGUAUCUUUUUAGUAAUGUAUCAGUUUUUCCUUGUAGUAAUGUACAAAUUUAUCUUUGUAAUAAUGUGUCUGUGUGUCUUUGUAGUAACGUAUUUGUGUAUCUUUGUAGUAUCAUAGCUGUGUGUUGUCUCUUUGUCUCAGGAAAUUGUCUGGACCGCUCUGAUCUGCUCCACACAGUGUCCAUCUCAGUCUGUGACACCAGUAAAACCAGUCAGAAGUGGGAGAUGA
Molecule: messenger RNA, 11663 nt
Organism: Xyrichtys novacula (pearly razorfish)
Lineage: Eukaryota; Metazoa; Chordata; Actinopteri; Labriformes; Labridae
Source: the annotation of a GenBank genome assembly